This is a messenger RNA of Tarenaya hassleriana, 1604 nucleotides long. RefSeq names its product BRCA1-associated protein. Gene Ontology annotation, cellular component: cytoplasm. Lineage: Eukaryota; Viridiplantae; Streptophyta; Magnoliopsida; Brassicales; Cleomaceae. The transcript has 11 exons. Gene Ontology annotation, molecular function: zinc ion binding; ubiquitin protein ligase activity. The record is from RefSeq and is a predicted model, not a curated record. Gene Ontology annotation, biological process: protein ubiquitination; Ras protein signal transduction. Bases 46 to 1506 code for a protein of 486 amino acids.
UUAUUUUCCCCUUCCUCCCUCGUCUUCGAGUUAACACGGCCGGCGAUGUUCAUUCUCCGAGUCCACUCGGUCGACGCCGAGCGGCCAAUCUCCGGGGGAGAAGAAUUCACCACCUUUAGCUCCGCCUCCCGGAGAGCUCAGUCCGCCGAAAACCCUAAAUCGAACCCUAAACUCACCGAACGCAGAGGCGUCGUCCAUCUCUACCGCAACUCCGCUCAGAGCUCGCUUCCAAACCCUAAUUCCCGAUCCACCUCCCUUUUCGUCGUCGCUGUACCAAAUUAUCUCUCCAUCUCUGAUUUCGUCGGGUUCUGUGAUUCCCACAUCGACCAUAUCUCGGAGAUCCUCUUUGUCAGGAACGAUGGGAUGGAAGAUCGAUACAGUGUUCUUGUCACGCUUGCUGACCAAUCAGCUGCGAAUGCAUUUUACGAGAACUUGAACGGAAGACGGUUUGUACCAUCCGAGGCCGAGAUUUGCCAUCUCCUAUAUGUAAUAUCGGUGGAAUACACAGAAUUUGAUGAGCUUGCUGGUUGCCCACCCACAGGAUUCACCGAGUUACCCACCUGCCCGAUAUGUCUAGAGAGAUUAGAUCCUGACACCAGUGGUGUACUCAGCACCCUCUGUGAUCACUCAUUUCAGUGCUCUUGCACUUCAAAGUGGACUUACCUGUCUUGUCAGGUUUGCCAACUGUGUCAACAGCAGAAUGAGAUACCGAGCUGUUCUAUUUGCGGAACAACAGAAAACCUAUGGGCAUGCCUUGUAUGUGGUUUCCUUGGUUGUGGAAGGUAUAAAGAAGGACAUUCUAUCAGACACUGGAAAGAAACACAUCAUUGCUAUUCACUCGAUUCACGAACACAACAAAUCUGGGAUUAUGUUGGUGACGGUUAUGUUCAUAGAUUAAACCAGUCAAAAGUUGAUGGAAAGGCGGUGGGGAUGAACUCCGGCUGUCUGUCACAUGAAGGGCACUGCGGUACCUGCGGGUGUAGUGAAGAUACUGGAAUCAGCAGAGCCAUCUUUGACAGCAAACUUGAUUCGAUUGUAAGCGAGUACAAUGACCUUCUUGCAAGUCAGCUGGGGGCACAAAGGCAGUACUAUGAAUCUCUUAUUGUCGAGGCAAGAAGCAAACAGGAUAGUACCAUCUCGGAGGCAGUAGAGAUGGCCGUUGUUGCCAAAUUGGAAGAACUACAAAGAAACAUCGAAAAAUGUGAAGAGGAGAAAAAUACCGUUGCUGAGGUCAAUAGAAAACUUAUAAAGGAGCAAGACAUUUGGAAGAAGGCGGCCAAAGAAAUAGAAGAGAGGGAAGUAGCGUUGCUGAGAUCAAAAGACGAGACCAUACUUGAUCUCGAAGAGCAGAUUAGAGACAUAAGGAUUUUCAUUGAAGCCCAGAAAACCCUCAAGAACAUGCCAGAUUCCGACGGGAUCCGUGAAGGAACCGUCUUACCGAUCCCUCGCAACGAGUCGUCUGCCUCGUCUAGGAAGCAAAAGAAGUCGGGUCGGAGAAGGAAUUGAACUGUUCCAGGAACUUGUAAAAGAACAGGCAUGUCAUUAGAUGAGGUUAUUGUUUUCAGUUCUGAAAUAAUUUUCAUUGAUAACGAGACCUAGAAUCA